UGAAACCCAUUUGCUUCUUAAGCUAUCAAAUUUCAAAUUCAUCACCCCCAAAAAGUUAAAAAAAAAUAAAAUUCACCUCCUAUCUUUAACGUUUCCGUCUCGGUACCUAUUCAACUCUCCAAUUUUAGGGUUUCAAACUCAGAAACCCUUCACUUACAACCUCUCCAACUCCCAGACUUCAUUUCACUCCAAUUCUUGGCUUCGGUCGCUUUCAAGCGGCAUAAGAAUUGGGGAAAAUGUACAUUAAAGAGAUAUGCUUGGAGGGGUUCAAAUCCUAUGCGUCAAGGACAGUGGUACCAGGUUUUGAUCCGUAUUUUAAUGCGAUAACGGGUCUAAAUGGGUCAGGAAAAUCGAAUAUUCUGGAUUCGAUUUGCUUUGUUUUGGGCAUAACCAAUUUGCAACAGGUUCGUGCUUCGAACCUUCAGGAACUCGUAUACAAGCAAGGCCAAGCUGGAAUUACUAAAGCUACUGUGUCUAUUGUGUUUGAUAAUUCUGAUAGGAAUAGAAGCCCUCUCGGGUAUGAGGAUCAUCCAGAGAUUACUGUCACUCGACAGAUUGUGGUUGGUGGAAGGAACAAAUAUCUUAUCAAUGGAAAACUUUCUCAGCCUAGUCAAGUCCAAACCCUCUUUCAUUCAGUGCAGCUCAAUGUUAACAAUCCACAUUUUCUCAUAAUGCAAGGUCGAAUCACCAAGGUCUUAAAUAUGAAACCCCCAGAAAUUCUUUCUAUGCUUGAAGAGGCUGCUGGGACAAGAAUGUAUGAAACAAAGAAAGAGGCUGCAUUGAAAACACUUGAGAAGAAGCAGAGUAAGGUUGAUGAGAUGAAUAAUCUUCUUGACCAGGAAAUAUUGCCUGCUUUGGAGAAACUAAGGAAAGAACGGACUCAAUACAUGCAAUGGGCUAAUGGCAAUGCUGAAUUAGAUCGACUUAGAAGGUUCUGCAUUGCCUAUGAAUAUGUUCAAGCUGAAAAUAUCAGAGACAGUGCAGUUGGGGAAGUGGAACAAGUGAAGGCAAAGAUUGCUGAAAUCGAUGAUGAUACAGAAAGGACACGGUUGGAAAUACAGGAAAUGGAAAAGCAAGUGUCAAACUUGUCUGCUGAAAAGGAAGCCAGCAUGGGUGGAGAAGUCAAAAUUUUGUCUGAGAAAGUAGAUGCACUAUCUCAAGAUCUUGUGCGUGAAGUGUCUGUAAUGAAUAACAAGGACGACACACUCAGGAGUGAGAAAGAGAAUGCUGAAAAGAUUGUUCAUAACAUUGAAGAUCUGAAGCAAUCUGUAGAAGAGAAGGCCUCUGCUGUCAGAAAAUCUGAAGAAGGAGCAGCUGAUCUCAAAAUGAGAGUUGAAGAACUUUCUAAGAGGUUGGAAGAGUAUGAAAAAGAUUACCAGGGUGUACUAGCUGGCAAGAGCAGUGGGAGUGAGGAGAAAUGCCUUGAAGACCAGCUAGGCGAUGCCAAGGUUGCUGUUGGGAGUGUUGGAACCGAAUUGAAACAACUGAAAACUAAAAUAAGUCAUUGUGAGAAGGAGUUGAAAGAGAAAAGAGAUCAGUUAAUGUCAAAGCGUGAGGAAGCUGUUUCUGUAGAGAAUGAACUGAAUGUUAGAAGAAAAGAUGUAGAAAAUGUUAAACAAGCAUUGGAGUCUGUUCCAUAUAAAGAGGGCCAGAUGGAAGCGUUACAAAGGGACCGCGCAUCUGAGAUGGAGCUGGUGCAGAAAUUGAAGGAUGAUAUACGGGAUCUUUCAGCACAUUUAGCAAAUGUGCAGUUCAUAUACCGUGAUCCUGUGAAAAAUUUUGAUAGGUCAAAGGUGAAGGGUGUUGUUGCUAAACUCAUUAAAGUGAGGGAUAGCUCCACAAUGACUGCCUUAGAGGUGACUGCUGGAGGAAAAUUAUUUAAUGUUAUUGUAGACACUGAAAAUACAGGAAAACAAUUGCUUCAAAAUGGUGAUCUUCGAAGGAGAGUAACAAUCAUUCCUUUGAAUAAAAUUCAAUCCAAUACUGUUCCUCCCAGAGUUCAGCAGGCUGCUGCUAGAUUGGUUGGCAAGGAAAAUGCGGAACUUGCUCUUUCUUUGGUUGGCUACAGUGAUGAAUUGAAGAGCGCUAUGGAAUAUGUUUUCGGUUCAACCUUUGUCUGCAAAAGCAUUGAUUCUGCAAAAGAGGUUGCUUUUAGUCGUGAAAUUCGCACCCCAAGUGUUACUCUUGAAGGUGAUAUAUUUCAGCCCAGUGGUCUUCUAACAGGUGGAAGCCGCAAGGGUGGAGGUGAUCUGUUAAGGCAACUUCAUAAUUUAGCGGAGGCUGAAUCUAACAUAUUAAUACAUCAGAAAAGGCUAUCUGAAAUUGAAGCAAAGAUCAAGGAACUUCUGCCUCUUCAGAAAAAGUUUAUGGACCUUAAAGCACAGUUAGAGCUUAAAUCAUAUGAUCUUUCAUUAUUCCAGGGCAGGGCUGAGCAAAAUGAGCAUCACAAGCUUGGCGAGAUGGUAAAGAAGAUUGAACAAGAGCUUGAAGAAGCAAAAGCUGCCGCCACAGAGAAGCAAGUUUUGUAUGAAAACUGUGUUAGUACAGUGUCAAUGCUUGAGAAAUCAAUCAAAGAGCAUGAUAAUAAUCGAGAGGGCAGGCUCAAGGAUUUAGAGAAAAAGAUUAAGGCUGUAAAAGUACAAAUGCAGUCAGCUUCAAAGGAUCUAAAGGGGCAUGAAAAUGAAAGAGAGAGACUUAUCAUGGAGCAGGAAGCAAUCACCAAGGAACAAGCAUCUUUAGAGAAUCAAUUAGCUGCAUUGAGAAGGCAGAUUAAUGGUCUCUCUUCAGAAGUUGAAGCACAAAAAGCCAAGGUUGCUUCUACUCGGAAUAAUCAUGAUCAGGCGCAGUCUGAGCUCAAUUCGAUUCGUUUAAAGAUGAAGGAAUGUGAUUCCCAGAUUAGUGGCAUUGUAAAGGAGCAGCAGAAACUUCAACAUAAGCUCAGUGAGACAAAGCUUGAGAGGAAGAAGCUGGAAAAUGAGGUAAAGCGGAUGGAGAUGGAGCAGAAAGAUUGCUCUGCAAAGGUUGACAGAUUGAUUGAGAAGCAUGCCUGGAUUGCAUCUGAGAAACAGCUAUUUGGGAGAAGUGGGACAGAUUAUGAUUUUUCAUCCCGUGAUCCUUUUAGAGCAAGGGAAGAGCUUGAGAAACUGCAAGCCGAGCAAUCAGGCCUGGAGAAAAGGGUCAACAAGAAAGUUAUGGCAAUGUUUGAGAAAGCAGAAGAUGAGUACAAUGAUUUGAUGUCGAAGAAAAACAUUAUUGAGAAUGACAAGUCUAAAAUCAAGAAGGUGAUUGAAGAGCUAGAUGAGAAGAAGAAGGAAACUCUAAAAGUUACUUGGGUCAAAGUUAACAAGGACUUUGGAUCAAUCUUUUCUACAUUGUUACCUGGUACAAUGGCAAAGCUAGAACCUCCUGAAGGUGGUAGCUUCCUUGAUGGUCUAGAAGUUUGUGUUGCUUUUGGAGGUGUUUGGAAACAGUCCUUGUCAGAACUGAGUGGAGGUCAAAGAUCUCUACUAGCACUAUCUUUGAUUUUAGCAUUGCUUCUAUUCAAGCCAGCUCCUCUUUAUAUACUGGAUGAGGUUGAUGCGGCUCUUGAUUUAAGUCACACGCAAAACAUAGGGAGAAUGAUCAAGACUCACUUUCCUCAUUCCCAGUUUAUUGUGGUAUCACUAAAAGAAGGCAUGUUCAACAAUGCUAAUGUUCUUUUCCGGACAAAAUUUGUGGAUGGUGUGUCUACUGUUCAGAGGACUAUGGCUGCAAAGCAGAUCAAGUGAAAGCUUUAUUUUAUGGUUUUAGCAUGCCUUGCCAGUUGGGAGCAUAGGAUUUGCCUCUGCAGUAAAUUCAGGCCGUUGAAGUUCAUGAUUAUCUUCCUUCGGCUGAUGAUAUAUUUUUGUAUGUCUGUUCACAUAUAUAGCUUAUAAAUUAUUAUUAUGUAUAUAAUUACCUGUGUGCGUGAUAUUGCUCAGUCUGUAGAAAUCCUGAAUUCUAAUAUACAUUUCGACCUCUUAGUUUUAAGAUACUCUGUAUCUCAUUCUCAGUUUUUGUUAUUACCCUCCAAAUGUAUACUUAUGCAAGUGGCUCACUUGCAUUUUUAUCUAGCUAGCAAGAAUUUAACACUGAAGU
Pistacia vera is the source of this 4116-nucleotide messenger RNA. Its product is annotated as structural maintenance of chromosomes protein 2-1-like. The coding region runs from base 237 to 3767 and encodes 1176 amino acids. The record is from RefSeq and is a predicted model, not a curated record. Gene Ontology annotation, molecular function: protein binding; ATP hydrolysis activity; ATP binding. Gene Ontology annotation, cellular component: chromosome. The transcript has 22 exons. NCBI's taxonomy places the organism in Eukaryota, Viridiplantae, Streptophyta, Magnoliopsida, Sapindales, Anacardiaceae. Gene Ontology annotation, biological process: chromosome organization.